AAGGAACAAUGAUACAAAACUUCUAUUUUUCACUUUUAUAAUGAUGAUUUAUAUCACAUAUAGGAAUUUAAAAUCAAAGCAUUAUGUACAAAAGCCCAUACAAAGACAAACAUUACGGUUGAUAGUGCUGACAUUAAACCGAGCAGACUCACUGAAAAAGUGCCUGAAUUCAAUCAACGAAGCAAACUAUAUAGGUUUUCAGGUAAUCCUGGAUAUAUGGAUAGACAGGUCAACAGAGAUGGAGGUUGACCAAGAUACUUUAGAAACUGCUCAAAAGUUCAAUUUCAUUCAUGGUGAGAAAAUAGUUCAUGUACAUAAAGAGCAUGUUGGUCUUUAUGGGCAAUGGAUCAAUACGUGGACGCCAGAUCCAGCAAUGAGAGAAAUUGGUCUCAUUCUGGAAGACGAUGUUGACUUGAGCGUUCAUUUUCUCCAUUGGCUUAAACAAGCAAAUGCCAUAUAUGGUCGUGAUCCAAGAAUCAGCGGAAUUUCUCUUUCGACAAUAUACCCAGAUAUGUUAGCUGCUUCCGCCAGAUAUCUAGCUGUCCAAUCAGAGUUCAAUCAUUACCUGUACAAAAUAUCUGGCACUUGGGGUUUCAGCCCGAAUCCGCACCACUGGUCCAAAUUUCAAAAAUGGUUUCACGAAAUACGGAAAAAUGCAACGUUUAAGCCUUACGUCGAAAAUUUACACCAGACAGAUGCGUACCAACGUCUUGAAGAGAAGGGCAAGGAGGGCUCCAUGUGGUCGAUGUGGUGGAUUUAUUACAUGCAUACACAUGGUCUACACUGUGUGUUCCCAAACCUCCCAGACGGGCAAGUCUUCGCUCAACACCGACAGGAGAGGGGGCUACACUAUAACAGACAGCGUGACACAUGGGAAGACCACUUAGUAAAACAAUGGAAUAUCUCAUACAUCGAUUUUUUCGGACCUGUACCAAAGUAUGAUUACAAAGGAAGAAUGUCGAUCUAUAGAUACUAAAAAAAAUCUAUGCAAAAUAAAUGCUAAAAAUAUUACACAUUUUAUUAUUUACAAUGUAUACAAUCUCUGGAACAAAAGUAGAUAUAGGGACUCAGGAUUGCCUUCCUGUCAAAUUGUAAAUAAGAUCAGUUACCCUACACGCAGAAUCUAGAUAUAAACUAUCCUCUACCUAGUAUAGAGUAUAUUACAGUUUAGGAGCCCCACCUCAAAGAUUAGUGCCUGAGUAUGACAGCCCAGGUAAUAAAUCAUUUCAAAGAUACCAUGCUGACCCUUUCUCAACCAAUCAGCGAUGUGGAAGGUACACAUGCUAAAUAGUCGUGUUCAUUAACUAUGCGGUGAUGUCAGAGGAAAUGACCAUAUAGAAAGUUGUCCGUAUUUCGACGACAAACUCUGAUUGGCUUCAGGGAUCUGAUCUUCAGAGAUUCAUUGUUAACUGAAAGAGUAAAGACGAAGCUCUCUUUUAAAAAGUGAAGCCGAAUGAAUACAAAGGGUAGAGAUCAGUAAGUCUUAUAAACAGAAAUGAACAUAACUUAUGACAUGUGCUUGUGUUCUUAUACCUAUGUCUCUUAAUUAGCAGUACAGCUACAUGCACAUCUAAUUAGGGAUAUUAUAUCAUAACAUGCUCAAAUUUCAAUCAGAUAUGUACAUUCAUCUCACAGGUGUAGUUAGAUCAUUUUGCCAGUAUACAUACAAGUACAGUAUAUG
Owenia fusiformis is the source of this 1681-nucleotide messenger RNA. Lineage: Eukaryota; Metazoa; Annelida; Polychaeta; Sabellida; Oweniidae. The record is from the annotation of a GenBank genome assembly.